CUGACCGCUAUAGAGUGCAUGCGCAAACAUCGAAGAGAGUGACUGUCAGGCAGUUUUGUGGGGAGAAAAAAAACGAAUUGAUGGACCUCAACCUUGGACCCUAGUCAAAAUGUAGGCUACCCACGAUUAAUGCCUAACCAACAAUGAGGAGGUGGACACGAAGAGAGAUAACCGGCUUGGUCUAUGACAGAGCCUGAAGAGGACUCCAUGGACAGCUGUUCUGGCACAUUACACAUCACACCGGAGAUGGACUAAACCCAGAUAGCCUCAGUCAACACUUUCUCUGCACUAUAGACAUCACCUCAUCUGACAUGAUCAAAGCUCUAAAUACAGAUGCUGCGACAGCCAGUGGAUGGAUUAAUGCCAGCGAGACUGAGUGGGCUGUAGUCCAUGCUAACCAUGGGAAGUGAGCCGCCACAAGCCGUCGCCCGGCUGUUUUCCUGGGUAAAUGGCAUGUCCAAGUGUGAGCUGAUUGAGCUGAAAGACCUCAGCCUGAAUGAUCGCAUAGAGCUGGCACCAGACCCACCAGCCUCUCUGCCCCCAGCAGCGCCCCUGACCCCCAGGCAGAUGAGAGCUCCGGAGAGGCCCAGCCAUGUGGUCCGGCUGGUGGGGGACAGUGUGAGUGUUGAGGGGCCCUCGUGGUUCACAGGUCAGGUUGGAAAGGGACAUGACUUCCAGCCCUGCAGUUACACCCAGAUCAGCUGGUGCGAUUUGUGUGGUGAAUUCAUCUGGGGCCUUUACAAACAGAGCCUGAGCUGUGCUAACUGCAGUUACACCUGUCACUUCCAGUGUCGACCGUUUAUCCAGUUGGAUUGCAGCACCGAUAGUAGACUCCUCACUACCGACCAAACAGAUGUUUCUGAAGACACCGUAGAGACAGACACUAACGUGGAUGUGAUUGAACCUAUUGACUGGGGGAAACAAGUGCUGUCUGUCGGUGACAUCCAGCAGAAGGUGAAGGAAUAUAAUGCGCAGAUCAACAGCAAUCUCUACAUGGUGCUGAACCGAGACGGAUCCUACACUGGCUUCAUCAGGGUCCUUUUUAAGCUGACUCGGCCCGUGUCACUCCCACCCCCUCGGAAGGCGUCUUCACCACAGGAAGAGGGACAACAGGAGGGGGGGCUUAAGCACCGGACAUCUUUCUACCUCCCCAAAGACACGGCCAAACACCUGCACAUAAGCUCCCAGACGCGGGCACGUGAGGUCAUAGAGGCCCUGCUCAACAAGUUCACCGUGGUGGACAACCCUGCCAAGUUUGCUCUGUUUGAGCGCAGCGAACGUGAAAACCAGAUAUACCUUCGUAAGCUGUCUGAUGACGAGAGGCCGCUCCACCUGCGUCUGUGUGCCGGACCCAAUGAGAAAGUCCUCAGUCUGGUGUUGAAAGAGAAUGAGACGGGGGAGGUCAAUUGGGAUGCAUUCAGCUUUCCUGAGCUGCGUAAUUUCCUGCGGAUCCUUCAGCGUGAGGAAGAGGAGCACGUCCGGCAGAUAGUCAAGCGCUACGCUCUGGCCAGGGAUAGGAUGAAGGAGGCCAUGGCCAGCAUCACCACCCCCGGCUGAUGUGAUGGCAUGAUGGGUGACAUCAUGGUAGAGAGGCAUACACACUGUUGACCAGCGGCCACCAGGAGCAUGGCACACAAUGUCACUCUUGAGUUCAAAGUUCAAAUGUCUUUUGGGCUGACCCUGCUGUAGCAGAUAGAGCACAGCAACCCCUGCAGCUUUGAAGGGCAACUAGGGCCAAUAGGGGGUUAGGUAGGGGGCGACACCGGAAGUCAGAGAUCAAUCAUGAACACGUCUUUGAGACAGACAAGGUAAUAGCAGUGCAAGUUAGGAGAGAGAGUAGAGGUAUUUAGUGCAAACCAGUAGGCUACUGUGAAGGACAGGAGGAAGUUAUCUGAGGAAUGAGGACAGACGAUACUGUCAUUGACUGGACACCUAGGAGAUAUCCUGGUCUGGACACUGCUUAACUGGAGAACUGGAGUUUUUCACUGUUUGUGAAAAAACAUUGUAUGUUGCUGCUCAGUUGUUGUGGGAAGGAUUGGGUAAAUAAAGAUGUAACUGAACUUUUAAUUAGCCUGUAAUGCAUGUUUUACUAUGGGAAUGAAAUAUCUAGGGAACAGAAUCUGUUGUAAUGUGUUCAUACUUCCACGUCUAAUAAAAAAUAUAACA
Oncorhynchus keta (chum salmon) is the source of this 2166-nucleotide messenger RNA. RefSeq names its product Ras association domain family member 1 (gene rassf1). The transcript has 7 exons. Gene Ontology annotation, biological process: Ras protein signal transduction. Gene Ontology annotation, cellular component: nucleus; microtubule cytoskeleton. The coding region runs from base 391 to 1557 and encodes 388 amino acids. NCBI's taxonomy places the organism in Eukaryota, Metazoa, Chordata, Actinopteri, Salmoniformes, Salmonidae. The record is from RefSeq and is a predicted model, not a curated record.